Dracunculus medinensis (Guinea worm) is the source of this 276-nucleotide messenger RNA. Lineage: Eukaryota; Metazoa; Nematoda; Chromadorea; Rhabditida; Dracunculidae. The record is from the annotation of a GenBank genome assembly.
AUGGAAACGGUGACUCAGAUAGGUGAUAAUAGGAAACUGUUUUGCCUUAUUCACAAAGCAACUGUAACUCAAUCAGAAGGAGUUAGUGAAAUGAUACGGGAUAUUAAUGGGGUACCUAUUAAAGCUGUUAAGGAUCGCCUCAGAAGACGGAAAGAAUUUUUUGAGGCGAAACAUAACUACGAUGCACCAUCUGUUGUCCCGAAUACAAUUGAUUUGCCCAUCGAGCCUUACUUUUGCAACUGUGAGCCGCCAACAGAAGAGGAAAUCGCUCUGUAA